Messenger RNA from Dryobates pubescens (Downy woodpecker), 1814 nucleotides. RefSeq names its product cortexin 1 (gene CTXN1). Lineage: Eukaryota; Metazoa; Chordata; Aves; Piciformes; Picidae. The coding region runs from base 419 to 673 and encodes 84 amino acids. The transcript is spliced from 3 exons. The record is from RefSeq and is a predicted model, not a curated record.
UGUCUCCAGUUGCUGGGCUCCACCUUUUAUUCUAAUCGCUCCUGCAUCGCCAUAGGAACCCGCGGCCGCCGGAGCGCCGAGCGGCAGCCUCCCCCCGGCAGCCUCCCCCCGGAGCGCUCCGGGAGCGCCGCGGCUGCUCCUUCCCCUUCCCCUCGGGAUGCCAACUGACGGAGCCAGGAGCCCCGGCCAGCCAGCCCAAGCAAGCUGGACCCUGGAGAUCUUUGCUCAGUGAUGUGGCUGGACACAGCCUUCUCCUCCUUCUGCUGGAGUAGUGAUGCUGGUGUCCCCCUGCAGCUGCAGUGAGGCGCUCUCCCCGCGGCUGGCAGUGGAUCCCGAGGCGCUGCGGGCGGCCAUGGAGUGAGCGGCGCCGCGGGUGCGGGGGGGCACAGCGGGCGGCGCCCUGCUCCUCGCCUCUGCCAUGAAUGAUGCGUCGACCAUGGAGUAUGAACUCCUCUCCCCCUCCUUGGUGGAGCACCCAGCCAGCUCUGCAGGCAUGGAUGCCGAGCAGAAGACCGUCUUUGCCUUCGUCAUCUUCCUCCUGGUCUUCUUGGUGAUGCUGAUGGUUCGCUGCUUCCGCAUCCUGCUGGACCCCUACAGCCGCAUGCCUGCCUCCUCCUGGACUGACCACAAGGAGGGCCUGGAGCGGGGCCAGUUUGACUACGCCUUGGUGUAGACCCCAGGGCCCCGGGGCGAGCCUGGGAGGGGCUCUCCGUGCCUCCCACCCCAGCUGGCCCCAGCCCCGGUCCCGUCCGUGCCCUCCCCCCCUCCCCCUUUCCUCCGUGGUGUUGCCCCAGCCCAGCAGGGAUGCUCUGGGCCGGGAGGUGAGGUCAGGUUCUUCCCCGGGGUUGGGGUUUUCUAGGGGUUUCUCUCUUUUCUAAGCACUUUUCUGUUCUCUUGGCAGUCUGUGGGGCUCUUGGAGAGAUGUUCUGGGGUGGGGGUGACUUGACCUGGCGUGGUCCCCGCUGCCCACCGUGCCCCCGGGGCGCUGCCACCUCCUGCAGCGAGGGGCAGGAGGGGAUGGGGCAGGGCAUGGCUGGACCUGCCCUCAGCCACAGCCUGUGGGGCUCCUGCUGCCGUGGGUGGCUUUGCCUGGUGCCAGGCCAGAGCUUUGAUCCCCACCUCCUCCUGCCCCCCACCUCACCCCCAUCUGCAUCCUCCAGGGAGUGCUGCCUGUGGUCCAGUGCCUGUGUGUGUGUGUCCUGUAGCUGAGCUGUGUCUGUCAGGGGGUUUGUAGGCACCAGACCCAAGUGCUGGCUUUGUUCUUCUCUGUGUGGCAGGCCCAAGUGAGGGGGAGAUGGAGACACCCCCCCACACCCUCUAUCCCCCCGUUUGCAGCCCCCUUUUGGCACCCAGCCCUGCAGCCUGCUCUUUGCUUCACCCCGUGGUGACCUGUCCCUGCCCAGCUGCUGGAAAUGGUCUGAGCAAGGUGCAGGCAGAAGGCUGCCUGCAGACCUGCCUGGGUGGCCCUGGAGGGAUCCAAGGUCCACCAAGACACGUGGGAGAUGUUCCUCAGCCAGCCCAAGCCUGGCAGCCUCCCACCAGUAUCCCAUUCUGGGAUUCCAGCAGGAUCUGGGUGGCCAACCCAUGUCCAGGGGGGUUGCUGGGAGUGGUCAGCCCUUCCCUGGCCUCCUGCAGGGUCUCAGAAGGGCUUAGUAAAUAACGGAGGGGAGCACAAAGCUGUCCUCCUGCCCCUCCGUGGGGACCAUGCCUGUUGAGUAGGGCUGCUGCAGCUAGCCCUGGGGCUAGCAAGAGCCAUGGUGGGGCAUGGCUGGGGGCCACUGAGAAGCUCUGUGCUAAGGGAUUGGAGCCCAUGG